AUGGAGCACGUGCACAUCGCAGCGCUGCGACCGAACGUGGACGCGCUCGAAUCGAAGCAGAUCAAAGCCGUGGUCACGCUCAUAUGGCCGUACUCGUCCUCCCAGCGCCAGUUUGCCCUGCUCCUCGCCGAGCCCGACCUCCGACUGCGACGCAAGAACGGCCAGGUGCGCGCUCACUUCUCGUCGACAAGCGCGAGAGCUCUUGCGACAACGGGUGUGGGGAUUGGCGAUGAGGUGGUCCUGGGCUUGCAUGGCGCGCAGUUCGUGCAGGAUGGCGCCGUCGGAACGCCGGGGAAGCGCAUCGACUGGGAGCUGGCAUACACCCAGACGCUCGCCAUCUCUGUGCGCCGAGACGGAGCUGAAAUCGCAAAUCUCGAGCUGAUCGAUGCUGCACCCACACCUGCGCCCCGGUCGCCAGUCAAGAAACCGGCAGCGGCGCCCAGUCCCAUGCCGCAAUGGUCCUCUCCUGCUUUCCUCAGGCGCGCGCGGCUCUCGGACAGGCCCUCCUUCGAACAGCCCGCAUUCGACCCUCUAGCAGACGCAUACAAUGGAACGCACGACAAAAAGCGGCGGCGCAAGUCGUACAGAGACUGGACAGCUUGGACAUACACAACAAGAACGCCGUCGCCAGAGAAGGAACAUGUCGCUAUCGAAGACGACUUGGAGGAGGCCAUGUCUUCGCCGAGCCGGCGACCGCAAUUGCCAAGGACGCCUGUAUCACCUUCGAGGACGGAGGCUAUGUCAGCCGCAGCAGAAGCGCGAGAAGAUUUAGAGUACGUCGAGGAGACUACAAUAGCGGACAGCGCUGAGGAUGACACAACGAUCGACGACGGAGAGCUGCAGAAGGUCUACGCUCCCUUGAGCACAACCCCAGAGCGCCGGCAGCGAGAUGCUGUUCCUCAAAUCGAGUACGACGGCGCUCCGCUGGACUCACAGUACGAUUUUGGAGGCGAUACAGAGCUCAACACAGAAGAUGAGGAAGACGAUGAAGAAGAUGAAGACGUCACUGUUCCAGACGUUGAAGCGGUCGACGUGAGUGCAACAGAGGUGGCUACUGAGCUGGAAGACGAGCCUGAAGAGGUGGAAGAUGAGCCCUCAAUUAUUGAGGCUGAAUAUGAGAUUACCGACGUUGAAGCAAACGCCACAGAAGAAGACAGCGAACCCGAGGUCGAACCUGAGCGGCCUGAGGAGGUCUCGGAAGGGGCAGAGGAUACAACUAUCGAUGAGACAGUCGCAGAGGUCGUCGAAACUGCGACAGUCGCCGAGGAGUCUCUCACAGUCGCCAUGCCUCCGCCUAGCUUGCCCGACAUAUACACAGGCUUUGCUGCGCCUAGUGUGACAGACCUGUUGACCCCCAUUGGCAGGGAGCCAUCAAGUCCAAAUCUCAAGGCUGUGGACUCGGCUACACUUCCGUUACCCUCACCUUUCCCCGGCGAGCAGGCUAUCUCCUACUUUGAGCACAUCUCAGUAGGACGGCAGCAAGCUCCCCUUGAUGGCCCAGUUGUACAGCAGGAGCUCGCGAUUGACGACGAUGCUGACUACAUCAUGGAGAACUCCUUCUUCAGUUCAAUCAGCUCUUCAAGAGGGGGUGGUCUGCAUCAAGACCAUGAGACUGCUUUUACACCUGUGCGCUUCACUUUCGGCAUGGACGGAGCUGGCUGGUCUCGUCCUCUCGAACUGUCUUCGCCGCCACCGGAAGACGCUCCUCCAAUCACGAUCAAAGAGCCCGCGCCGACUGCUUUUCAAGAUGAAGAGAACAUUGAGCGAGAGGAGGCUCAGCCAGCUCUCGCCGAGCAAUUUGAACUUGUUGAGGAUGUGAGCUACUCGUCACUGGCGGGGACAUUCGAUGGAGACGUGACAAGUGCGGUCAGAGCUCGCAACGAGACCGAAGAGGUGGUACCAGAACCUGCCCAAACGCCAGUGGAGCCUAUCUUCGGGCCAGCGGAAGCAGAUCCUACUGAAGCAGUGCCAAAGUCUUCCAACAUGGUUGUCCUUUCUUCUGACGUAGAGUACGAAGAUUGUAAGGAUGAAGUGGAAGACGAAAUCAUGGCCGAGCCUGAGAUGGAUCGCACCACAGAGGAAGAAACUGAGUCAGAGAGUGAGGAGAAAGCUGAGUCCGAGUCUAAAUUUGAGUCGGGGUCUGUACUUGAGUCCGAGGCCGAGACUGAUGAGAUCGAUGCCCAGCACGCACCGCCUGCAAGCUACGAAGGACGGAAAGGCCAAGAGAGCCCGACAACGAGCUUUGAGUCGGAGGCAGAAGACGAGCAGCCUCAAUCCCAGCAAGACGACACGUUUGUAGCAACACAGACAUCUGUAGCUGUGUCUGAAGUUGUGGAUCUCGGCUCCCCUUCAGCGGAUGGAGGCAGCGACACUGAUCACAACGACAGCCCUUCUAUCGCAUCAAUCCCCGUGCAAACCGUCAACGAGGCAGAGCCGAACGACCCUACUGAGACCGCUCAAGAUCUUGAAGACGAUAAUACCGAUCUCCGAGUGGGACCGAUAGUUCAACCCACCUCUGCAACCAGUCAUAAGGACCUCAAUUUCGACGACUUCGUUGGCCAAGACAUAACGCAGAAAUCGACGGUUGUAUUAUCCUCCAGCCCGGACGGCCCCAUCCGCGAACCGGCUUCGAUCUCCAUACCAGAUACCUACGAUCAGCCACUUAGUGUGGAGUUCGAUGACUGGGAGCCGCAGCUGGGAAUGGACGAGCCCUUGCCGUUUAUCGGAGAGGAAAACCCGCUCCGAGAUAUUGAAGACUCGCCCGGUGGUGCCCAAGCGGACGCUGCAGAUGUUCUGAUAGAAGAGGCAGCGGAUACACGGACCGAUGCUGAACAUUCAGAGGUCAAGACCGAGUCAGUGGAAGAUGGCUCUUCAUACCUCAUCAGCCAAAGUCAGGAUGUACCGCAGGAGUCUGCCACCGAUCCUGCCACAGAGCUUUGGAUAUCUGUUCCAGAGAAUGGCCACAAGCUUGGAGAAAUCCAAUACAAAUCUGUGCCUGCCACUGCUCCGGCGAGGAACACUAGAUCGAAAGCGAAGUCUGCAGCCUCUCCGAUCGAGGAAGAGGGGUAUGUGUCUAGGAUCAGCACGAGUGUGCGACGCAUAAGAUCUAAAGCCUCAUUCGAUUCCACCAACCGGGAUGCUACAUCACCCACGCAAAGCCGAGGACCUCCAAGGUCAACGACAACUACGGGAACGCAAGACGUAACUCAUACCUCACCCUACAGUUUGCGCUCACAGUCUAAGCAACUCUCGCCCGACCAGAGUGUCACUGCUCCUCAGCUCCCGGCUCGCCGGAGUCCUCGCAAACUCGAACGGCGAGACACCGACUUUGACAUCGUCCCUUCUCAAGUCGAGAACCGAGAUCUGUUUGGUAGCAUAUUCGAGCCGUCGCAAGAGCUGGGGUUCGGAUAUUCACAGCUUUCGCAAGGUAGAUACUCCGACGUAGGCUUCGUGAAGGACUCCGAGGAGAACACUUCUCACUCAGAAAGCUCAAUCUCCACGGUUCAUGCCUCUGAUGACGAUGUAGGUCGUGCUAACAGGAGUGACCCAGCUGAAGUCACCGAUGACCUGCAGCCAGCUACACCUCAACUAAAGCCACCACCAAGCUUUCUGCAAUCACAACGUCAGACUCGCUCCAGGUCAAGGUCGAUGAGGCAACAAAGCGUUGUGUCACCUAUCCAGCCACCUCAAUCCCCAAGGCGGUCACCCAGACUGACGCGUUCAACUUUUUCGUCUACCCCAAGCCCUCGAAUCGCACGUACAUUGAAAGCGGCAGUACAAGUAUCUCCUCCGGUCCCUGAGGUAGUCGACGAAGACCAAGGUCGAGAGGACACAUCAAAGGCUAAAGAACAGUCCAUCGUCUAUCCCAUCUUGUCCGCUGAAAGCAGAGGCAACAUUCACAGCUCUCCACUAGCACCGGCCUCCGCACAGACGACCCUCCAAGAGAGUAAUCUUCUCACACCAGACGAAACCCAGCAAACAGCCGCGGAGCCACCUCUAUCCUUCCAAGCCCGCCAACCCGAACAAAGUCACCUUAUCACACCGGACCUCACACAAACAACCUCAGCAACCGCAACACUUCGCUCCUUUGACGUCCCCCUCCCAGGCGUAGAAACACAACCCGCGCCCCACUCACCCAUCCUCCGGACCUCUCCGCGCCGCAAACCUGCCACCACCGAACCCAAAUCCACAUCACCCGCUCAGCAGUCAUCGCCUAUCUACCAAUCCUCCUCCGCCAUCUCAGCCGAAGACCAGGACGCGACUCUAGUGACAAAGCCAGAGCCGCCCUCCCUCGGCCUCUCAACCCCGCUGGCAUACUACACGCCCCUGCGCGACCUAAUCUACUUCCUCAACCGCUCGUCCCAGUUCCACUCCGCCGCGAACCCCGACAUCCUCGCGCUCUGCACAUCCUCUUCGAUAACCCCGGCGCAGGCGACCAACGGUCCACGAGACUGGACGACCAGCCUCAGCGUCACGGAUCUGAGUAUCUGGCCGCAGACGCGGCGCGUCGAUGUGUUCCGCGCGUAUCAGACUGCGCUUCCCGCGGCGGAAGUCGGUGACGUGGUGCUGUUGCGUGCGUUCAAGGUCGAGAGUCGCAGGCGGGAACCACGGCUGCGAAGUGCCGAGGAGAGCUCGUGGUGUGUGUGGCGCUACGGGAAGCCGGUUUGGGGCAAGAAGGGCGGCAGGUGGGGCGAGCUAAGGGCGAGGGAGGAGGUUAAGGGGCCGGCUGUUGAGAGAGGGCUGGGUGAGUGGGCGGAGGUGGAGAAGCUGAGGGGGUGGUAUGUGGGGAUUGUUAAGGAGGUGCUUGAAGAGAGGGAGGCGGAAAGGCUGGGCCUGAGGAGAGAGCUUAGGGGUGGUAGUAAGGGGGCUGAUGUCCAGGUCGACGAGGUCAAGGAACACGAGUAG
Messenger RNA from Didymella exigua CBS 183.55, 4905 nucleotides. RefSeq lists its product as uncharacterized. Gene Ontology annotation, cellular component: chromosome, telomeric region. The record is from RefSeq and is a predicted model, not a curated record. The transcript has a single exon. Gene Ontology annotation, biological process: telomere maintenance. Gene Ontology annotation, molecular function: DNA binding. NCBI's taxonomy places the organism in Eukaryota, Fungi, Ascomycota, Dothideomycetes, Pleosporales, Didymellaceae. Bases 1 to 4905 code for a protein of 1634 amino acids.